CGACCCUCCCCGCGGGACCCCAGGACAAGGUUUCCAGGCCCACCCCGGGACCUCCGUGAGCGUCGCAGCGGCCAUGACAGCCGACGGGAUGUCCGGAGACAUGGCCAAGCCCCUGAUCGGCCCGCCGGGCGAGGAGAGCGAGGCCGUCCUCCCGCCCCCCCGGUCCCCGCCCCCGGGCCGGGCGGUGGCCAUCCUGGGCAGCGGGGACUUCGCCCGCUCGCUGGCCUCCCGCCUGGUGGGCUCGGGGUUCCGGGUGCUGGUGGGCAGCAGGAACCCCAAGCGCGUGGCGGGCCUCUUCCCGGAGGCGGCCUCGGUGGUCCCCCAGGCGGAGGCGGUGGGGCCGGCGGACGUGGUCUUCGUGGCCGUCUUCCGGGAGCAUUACCGCACGCUGGGGCCCCUGGCCGCCCGGCUGGCCGGAAAGAUCCUGGUGGACGUCAGCAACGCCGGCGAGCCGGGCGGGCCGGCGCCGGGCCCCGGCCAGUCCAACGCCGAGCACCUGGCCUCCCUCUUCCCCGCCAGCUUCGUCGUCAAGGGCUUCAACGGGCUGUCCGCCUGGACCCUGCAGCAGGGACCCCGGGACGGCAACAGGCAGGUGCCGCUGUGCGGCGACCAGCCCGAGGCCAGGGCCCGCGUGGGCGAGCUGGCGAGGGCCAUGGGGUUCUGGCCGGCGGAGGCGGGGCCGCUGUCGUCGGCCUGGGAGCUGGAGGCCCGCCCGCUGAGGCUGCUGCCCUCCUGGAGGCUGCCGGCCCGCCUGGCCCUGCUCCUCUUCCUCGCCUUCUACGCCUACAACGCGGUCCGCGACGUGCUGCAUCCCUACCUGCGCCGGGGCCGCGACCGCCUCUACCUGCUGCCCCUGGCCCUGGUCAACACGUCGCUGCCCUGCGCGGCCCUGGUGCUGCUGGCGCUGGUCUACGCGCCCGGCCCGCUGGCGGCCGGCCUGCAGCUGCGGCGCGGCACCAAGUACCGGCCCUUCCCCGCCCCGCUGGACCGCUGGAUGCGCCACCGCAAGCAGCUGGGCCUGCUGGCCUUCCUGGCCGCCGCCCUGCACGGCCUCUACAGCGCCUGCCUGCCCCUGCGCCGGGCCCACCGCUAUCGCCUCAUCGACGACGCCGUCCUGCAGGUGGCAUCCAACGUGAGCUCGGCCUGGAAGGAGGAGGAGGUGUGGCGGAUGGAGAUCUACCUGUCGCUGGGCAUCCUGGCCCUCGGCCUGCUGUCGGUGCUGGCCGUCGCCUCGCUGCCCUCCGUCGCCGACUCCCUCAACUGGACCGAGUUCAGCUUCGUGCAGUCGACGCUGGGCCUGGCGGCCCUGACGCUGGCCACGCUGCACACGCUGACCUACGGGUGGACGCGGGCCUGGGACGCCGCCCGCUACAAGUUCUACCUGCCGCCCACCUUCACGCUGGCCCUGGUCCCGCCCUGCGGCGUCCUGGCGGGCCGGGCCCUGCUGCUCCUGCCCUGGCCGGCGCGCAGGCUGGCCCGCAUCCGCAGGGGCUGGGAACGCACCCGCGCCAACCCCGGCCUGCGCUUCGCCCCGCCCGACCGCUGCACCAGCCACGUGUAGCUGCCCCCCGGGCCCCCCCGGGGACCCCGGGCCCGGCCCUCCGGGAGCGCGGACCCGGCCCUCGGGAAGCACAGAUCCUACUCUCGG
Ornithorhynchus anatinus (platypus) is the source of this 1648-nucleotide messenger RNA. RefSeq names its product STEAP3 metalloreductase (gene STEAP3). Bases 74 to 1561 code for a protein of 495 amino acids. Lineage: Eukaryota; Metazoa; Chordata; Mammalia; Monotremata; Ornithorhynchidae. Gene Ontology annotation, cellular component: plasma membrane; endosome. Gene Ontology annotation, molecular function: ferric-chelate reductase (NADPH) activity; cupric reductase (NADH) activity. Gene Ontology annotation, biological process: copper ion import. The transcript is spliced from 6 exons. The record is from RefSeq and is a predicted model, not a curated record.